Babesia bovis T2Bo is the source of this 858-nucleotide messenger RNA. Its product is annotated as putative Eukaryotic translation initiation factor 6. Gene Ontology annotation, cellular component: cytosol; nucleolus; preribosome, large subunit precursor. NCBI's taxonomy places the organism in Eukaryota, Apicomplexa, Aconoidasida, Piroplasmida, Babesiidae. The transcript is spliced from 4 exons. Gene Ontology annotation, molecular function: ribosomal large subunit binding. Gene Ontology annotation, biological process: ribosomal subunit export from nucleus; maturation of 5.8S rRNA; assembly of large subunit precursor of preribosome. The record is from RefSeq and is a predicted model, not a curated record. The coding region runs from base 106 to 855 and encodes 249 amino acids.
AAAAUGCUUUUACUUUAGUUGUUAAAUAUAGUGACAGAUAUUUUGUGCUUAUGUAUAUAUCAUAGGCAAUUAUCUGCUGUCUGUCUUGCUUGUGUUGUUGCCACUAUGGCGAUACGUACACAGUAUGAAAACAGCAACGAGGUUGGUGUAUUUGCUACUCUUACCAACUCGUAUGCUUUGGUAUCUUUAGGUAGUUCUUGUAACUUUGCCAGUGUGUUUGAGGCGGAGUUGAUGCCACAGAUCCCUGUGGUUCAGACUACCAUUGGUGGCACCCGUGUUGUUGGGAGUGUUACUGUAGGUAACCGUAAGGGUCUUUUAGUAUCUAGUAUUUGCACUGACACUGAGCUUCGUCAUUUGCGCAAUUCUCUUCCUGAUUCUGUUGAGAUCCGUCGUAUAGACGACCGUUUAUCAGCUUUGGGCAAUGUCAUAACUUGCAAUGAUUAUGUUGGUUUGAUUCACGUUGACAUUGACCGAGAGACUGAGGAGAUUGUUGAGGAUGUGCUUGGUAUUGAGGUAUUUCGUGCCUCUAUCGCAGGGAAUGUUUUGAUUGGCAGUUACUGCCGCUUUCAAAACAAGGGUGGUUUAGUUCACGUUAAGACCACUACUGAUGAGAUGGAAGAGUUAUCUCAGCUUCUUCAAAUACCGUUGACAUCUGGGACUGUAAAUCGGGGUUCAGAUGUAAUUGGUGGUGGUUUGAUUGCUAAUGACUGGGUAGCCUUCUGUGGCAUGUCUACUACUGCAACUGAGAUUGCUACUAUUGAGCGUAUAUUCCAGUUAUCUCGGCCUAAAGAGUUUGAUCCAUCUGUUUCUAACUCCCACACGCUUCGCAACGCUUUGAUCGACACCUUGAUUUAAUCG